CUCACGGCUUUCUGAUUGGGUGGAAGUGGCCUGGGCAGGCUUGUGACCCUACUGCAGAGGAGGGGCUGUGCCCCAGCGAGUGUCUUCCUACCUACCUGCUCCCCAGAGUGCUGCCUGCUGUGCACCUUGGUCCUGGAGCCCUUCUCCACCCGGAUAGCUUCCUUGGCCCACCUGUGCCCCACACCACUCUGCACAAACGUAUAAGAGCUCAAGCCGCCUCCAUGGCCCCAGGAAAGAGUCAGGGGAGAGGCCCCAUCCAGGGAGCCACACCUGCCAGACACCCUAGCCAGAAUGGAGCUGACUGAUUUGCUCCUGGUGGCCAUGCUUCUCCUUACUGCAAGAAUAACUCUGUCCAGCCCAGCUCCUCCUGCCUGUGACCCCCGACUCCUAAAUAAACUGCUUCGUGACUCCCAUCUCCUUCACAGCCGACUGAGUCAGUGCCCUGACAUCAACCCUCUGUCUACACCUGUCCUGCUGCCUGCUGUGGACUUCAGCCUGGGAGAAUGGAAAACCCAGACGGCACAGACCAAGGCUCAGGACAUUCUAGGAGCAGCUACCCUUCUCCUGGAGGGGGUGAUGGCAGCACGAGGACAGCUGGAACCCUCCUGCCUCUCCUCCCUCCUGGGACAGCUUUCCGGGCAGGUUCGCCUCCUCUUGGGGGCCCUGCAGGGCCUCCUAGGGACCCAGCUUCCCCCACAGGGCAGGACCACAGCUCACAAGGAUCCCAAAGCCAUCUUCGUGAGCUUGCACCAACUGCUGAGAGGAAAGGUGCGCUUCCUGCUGCUAGUAGAAGGUCCCACCCUCUGCAUCAGGCGGGCCCUGCCCAACACAGCUGUCCCGAGCAGGACCUCCCAACUCCUCACACUACACAAGCUCCCAAACAGGACUUCUGGAUGGCUAGAGUCGAACUUCAGUAUUGUCGCUGGAACUCCAGGCCCUGGGCGUCUGAACAGGGUUCAAGGACUUGCGACCAAGGUUAUCCCUGGUCAGCUGAAUCAAACCUCCUGGUUCCCAGACCAAAUCCCUGGAUACCUGAACAAGACACACAAACCUGGGAAUGGAACUCAUGGGCUCUUUGGCGCAGCCUCACUUCAGACCCUGGACACCUCAGUUCUGCCAGGAGCUUUGAACAAAGGCUCCCUGCCACCCAACCUCCAAAGUGGAUAUCCCCCUUCUUCUACCCAUGCUCCUGAUGGACACACACUCUUCUCUCCUUCACCCACCUUGCCCACCCAUAGGUCUCCACCCCAGUUCCACCCCCUGCUUCCUGAUCCCUCCACCACUGUGCCUACCUCUGCCAGCCCGCGUCCAGUUGCAGCGUCCCCCCACUCCCAGAAUUUGCCUCAGGAAGCGUAAGGGACACAGGCGCAGCCAGUAUCUGCAGUGUCUCUUAGACACAAGCCUUCCCCAGGAGAGGCAGCUGCAGCUGCACUAGACGUCCUGCUUUCCCUGAAACCCAAAGCCCUGGGAAAGGGCUUCACGGGACAGGCGAUCAUAAAAUUUCAGGAACUAUUUUUUUAACCUAUCAACAAUAUUCAGAGCAGCUAGUUAUCUUUGGUCUAUUUUCUGUAUAAAUUUGAAAAUCACUAAUUCUCUCUAUGUGUUUUCUACAAAGGCCCAGACAGGUCAAGCCUUAGAGGUAGAUAUUAACAUUGUAUCAGAAAACAAAAAGGUCAUUUCCUUUACUCCCACCCCAUGCCCUCAUUCAGUUCUGUCUCAGUGAGACUGGUCCUCUUGAUAUAGGAAUAACAAGUUACCUCUUAGACAGACACCCCUAUUUAGAGAUAAAACUGAGCCUGUAGGAGAAUAAAUGAGAGCAUCCAAGAGCCAACUAAAAAUCAAGGGAGCAAUAUUCUUCUCCGGGGCAACAGAUUUCCUGGACCCUGCCUCCCAGGAAAGCUAACAGGAAGCCUGGGGAACCCCAUUCCCCAGGUAAGGCUGUGCAAAUGGUUCAGUAAAGACUAGACCAGGACGUGGCAGCUGAGCAAACAGCUAAGUGCAGCAGCAGCUCAGCAGGAGCCUAGCCAGGCCUGGGCUCCUGCUUCCCUCCUGUGGAGGUCAGGCGGAAGUGCAGGAAGUGGCAAGAGCAAGGCUCCGUAGCUCACACAGCAGGAUAAGCAGAGCAGCUAAGGCUCUUUCUACUUCCCACAAAUGCAUCUAAAAAGCAGCCUUGU
Molecule: messenger RNA, 2174 nt
Organism: Microtus oregoni (creeping vole)
Lineage: Eukaryota; Metazoa; Chordata; Mammalia; Rodentia; Cricetidae
Gene: Thpo
Product: thrombopoietin
Exons: 6
Coding region: 292-1356 (354 amino acids)
Biological process (GO): positive regulation of hematopoietic stem cell proliferation; positive regulation of ERK1 and ERK2 cascade; thrombopoietin-mediated signaling pathway
Cellular component (GO): extracellular region
Molecular function (GO): hormone activity; cytokine activity
Source: RefSeq, a predicted model, not a curated record